AUGCUGGAAAUGGGGAGGCAGGGCUUGGCGUUAAGAGCUCAUAGGAUAUCUCCUGGCCCCCUAACACUUACAUCCCCUUCUCACAAUGAAGGAAAUUUCAAGGAAUUAUUGAAAUUUUUAUGUAAUAAUAAUGACAACUACCUAAAGCUUUUUGAAAGCUCCUCUAAAAAUGCUACUUACCUAAGUCCCACUAUUCAAAAUGAAAUAAUAUCAAUAUGCAAUCAGUUUAUAUUAAAGGAAGUUUCUUCAAAAGUCAAAGCAUCACCAUUUUUUAGUGUUUUAGCGGAUGAAACUUCCGAUAUUGGUAAUAUUGAAGAACUAUCCAUAGCAAUAAGGUUUAUUGAUAUGGAAUCAGGUAAUUAUAAAAUGAAGGAACUAUUUGUUCAAUUUAUUGAAUUACCUGACACUAAGUCAGAAAUGACUGCUAAUCAAAUUAUUAAAUCACUUCAAAACCUGGAUUUAAAUUUAAAUCUACUGAGAGGCCAAAGGUACGAUGGAGCUCCCUCGAUGAGUGGCCAUGUUAAAGGGGUCCAGUAG
Gordionus sp. m RMFG-2023 is the source of this 537-nucleotide messenger RNA. Its product is annotated as 52 kDa repressor of the inhibitor of the protein kinase-like. NCBI's taxonomy places the organism in Eukaryota, Metazoa, Nematomorpha, Gordioida, Chordodea, Parachordodidae. The record is from RefSeq and is a predicted model, not a curated record. The coding region runs from base 1 to 537 and encodes 178 amino acids. The transcript is spliced from 2 exons.